Portunus trituberculatus (swimming crab) is the source of this 675-nucleotide messenger RNA. RefSeq names its product putative nuclease HARBI1. The transcript has a single exon. NCBI's taxonomy places the organism in Eukaryota, Metazoa, Arthropoda, Malacostraca, Decapoda, Portunidae. Bases 1 to 675 code for a protein of 224 amino acids. The record is from RefSeq and is a predicted model, not a curated record.
AUGGACGCCCAACAGGAAAGAGCUCGCAGGCCAAGGCAACACAGGGUCAGAAAAGACGUGCUGAAUAUGUACGACGAUGCAAAACUGAUAAAGAGGUAUCGAUUGGAUCGUGAGGGGAUUCUGCUAGUGACAGAUAUGGUGAGGGACAAAAUAUCACCUGCUACAAACAGGAGCAACAGUGUUGGUGGGGAAAUGAAAGUGCUCACGACACUGCGAUACUUGGCUACGGGGAAAAUGCAACUAUGUAAUGGUGAUGACUUGGGUUUAUCGCAGCAAACCAUCAGUAAAGUGAUUGGUGAGACACUGGACGCCCUUGUGACCGACACUUUCAUCAGCCGUUUUGUAAAAUUCCCAACCCGGCAAGCAGAAAUACCAGAAAAACAGGCUGAAUUCAUGGGCAUUAGUGGCUUUCCGGGAGUAGUAGGAGUAAUUGACGGGACUCACGUGAGGCUUAUAUCUCCCAAGGAGUAUGAGGCCGAGUACGUGAAUCGGAAAAACUAUCACAGCAACAAUACCCAAGUUGUGUUUGAUGCUAAGUACAGGAUCCUGGAUGUGGUAGCAAAAUGGCCCGGAGCUACUCAUGAUGCCAGGAUAUUUAGUGAAAGCGGCCUUAAAAUCAGGUUUGAGAGAGGAAUUGUACCUGCUGGCUGUUACCUUCUUGGAGACAGUGGGUAG